CCGUUGUGUCUCAGUCGUUUUUCUACAGUUGAUCGUUGGGGGGCGCUUUAUGUCCACUUCAUACAGUAUUGCCCAGCCACUUUCACUGUACUGGUUAUUGGCAUUACUCUCUUAGUCAUCCCAUAGUGUCUCCCUAAUUUUUGGACUCUAGUAUUGCUUUGGGAAAAAUAAGACUCGAGGUGUAAGAUUGCAUUCAACAGUAAGCAAAAGGCAGUCCAUGUGUUUCUUCAUGCAGUAAUAGGGAGACAGGAGGUAAAUGCAGCUGCAGUCAGAAGAAUACAGCUUUUGUACUGUAUGGUUUCUAAAUGGGUCCUGUUUUGAGUUGAGUGGAACUUGUGUUACCUAUAAGAGGCCGCUUUAGGUCUGUGCAGUAGGAUUGGAGCAUCAUGAUGGACUUCCCUCAACAGCAGCAAGCUGCAGAUGGAAGCAUGAUUUAUCCUCCUGGAGUUAAGGAAAUCACUGAUAAAAUAACAAGCGAUGAAAUGAUCAAAAGGCUGAAGAUGAUUGUGAAAACAUUUAUGGACAUGGACCAGGACUCCGAAGAGGAAAAGCAACAGUACCUCCCACUGGCAUUGCACUUAGCUUCUGAAUUCUUUCUCAGGAACCCCAACAAAGAUGUACGUUUGCUUGUCGCUUGCUGUUUGGCUGACAUCUUUAGGAUUUAUGCUCCAGAGGCACCGUACACGUCUCAUGAUAAGCUAAAGGAGAUCUUCUUGUUCAUCACAAGACAACUAAAGGGCUUGGAAGAUAAUAAAAGUCCCCAGUUUAACCGUUACUUCUAUUUGUUAGAGAAUUUGGCAUGGGUCAAAUCAUACAAUAUCUGCUUUGAAUUGGAGGACUGCAAUGAAAUCUUCAUCCAGCUUUUCAAAACCCUAUUUUCUGUAGUCAACAAUAGUCACAAUCAGAAGAUACACCUACACAUGCUGGACUUAAUGAGUUCUAUAAUUGUGGAAGGGGAUGGAGUAAGUCAGGAGUUGCUCGACUCUAUUCUUAUAAACCUUAUCCCGGCGCACAAGAAUCUUAAUAGGCAAGCAUAUGAACUUUCGAAGAUGUUGUUGAAGAAGACAUUGCAGACUAUUGAGCCAUGUAUUGCUAAUUUUUUUAAUCAGGUUUUGGUGCUUGGAAAGUCGUCUGUGAGUGAUUUGUCAGAACACGUAUUCGAUCUGAUUCUGGAACUUUUUGCAAUUGAUCCUCAUUUAUUACUGUCAGUCAUGCCACAGCUGGAGUACAAACUAAAGAGUAAUGAUGGUGAAGAGCGUCUGGCUGUUGUUCGACUUCUCGCCAAGUUGUUUGGCUCCAGAGAUUCAGAUCUUGCUACACAGAAUCGUCCCCUCUGGCAUUGUUUUUUGGGACGAUUCAAUGAUAUCCAUGUGCCUGUCAGGUUGGAAUGUGUCAAAUUUGCGAGUCACUGUUUGAUGAACCAUCCUGGUUUAGCCAGAGAUCUUACUGACUACUUGAAAGUUCGAUCACAUGAUCCAGAAGAGGCCAUUAGACAUGAUGUUAUUGUUACAAUUAUAACAGCUGGAAAGAGGGACCUUUCUUUAGUUAAUGACCAGCUGCUUGGAUUUGUAAGGGAAAGAACACUGGACAAAAGGUGGAGAGUGAGAAAAGAAGCAAUGAUAGGCCUUGCUCAGUUGUACAAGAAAUACUGUCUUCAUAAUGAAGCUGGGAAAGAAGCAGGAGAAAAAGUAAGCUGGAUAAAGGAUAAGCUUUUGCAUAUCUACUACCAGAACAGCAUUGAUGACAAGUUGCUUGUUGAAAGAAUAUUUGCCCAGUAUCUCGUUCCCCACAGCCUCGAAACUGAAGAACGAAUGAAAUGUCUUUACUACCUUUAUGCAAACAUGGAUCCUAAUGCAGUCAAAGCUUUGAAUGAAAUGUGGAAGUGCCAGAAUAUGCUACGAGGUCAUGUGCGGGAAUUACUUGACUUGCACAGAAUGCCAGUUUCUGAAGCCAACAGCACUGCGAUGUUAGGAAAACUUGCAAGUAUAGCAAAGAACCUUCCUGACCCUGGGAAAGCACAAGAUUUUAUGAAGAAGUUCAAUCAGGUUCUUGGGGAGGAUGAAAAGCUUCGAGCACAGUUAGAACUCUUGAUAAGUCCCAACUGUUCCUGCAAACAAGCAGAAAUUUGUAUGAGAGACGUAGCCCGUAAACUAGGGAAUCCAAAACAGCCAACUAACCCUUUUCUGGAGAUGGUAAAGUUCCUCUUGGAAAGGAUUGCACCAUUGCAUAUUGAUUCAGAAGCUAUCAGUGCACUGGUAAAAUUAAUGAAUAAAUCAAUAGAAGGUACAACUGAUGACGAAGAAGAAGGUGUAACACCAGACACUGCCAUCCGAGCAGGACUUGAACUGUUGAAGGUUUUGUCUUUCACACAUCCUACAUCCUUUCAUUCUUCAGAGACUUAUGAAUCACUUCUACAGUGCCUCAGACUGGAGGAUGAUAAAGUAGCUGAGGCUGCUAUACAGAUUUUUAGAAACACUGGGAAUACCAUAGAAACAGACUUUCCACAAAUACGUUCUACGCUUAUUCCCAUUUUACACCAGAAAGCAAAAAGGGGCACACCUCACCAGGCCAAACAAGCAGUCCACUGCAUCCAUGCUAUUUUCUCAAACAAAGAGGUACAGCUUGCACAGAUAUUUGAGCCCCUUAGUAGAAGCCUGAAUGCAGAUAUUCCAGAACAGCUUAUAACUCCUUUAGUUUCAUUGGGUCAUAUCUCCAUGUUAGCACCAGAUCAGUUUGCUUCUCCAAUGAAGUCUGUGGUUGCCAACUUCAUUGUUAAAGACCUCCUUAUGAAUGAUCGGUCUACAGGUGAGAAAAAUGGUAAACUCUGGUCACCAGAUGAAGAGGUUUCCCCAGAAGUAUUGGCAAAAGUUCAGGCUAUAAAGCUGCUAGUUCGGUGGCUGCUAGGUAUGAAAAACAACCAGUCAAAGUCUGCAAACUCCACACUUCGAUUGCUGUCAGCCAUGCUAGUAAGUGAAGGAGACUUGACAGAACAGAAACGAAUUAGCAAAUCUGAUACUUCUCGUCUGAGGCUGGCUGCAGGGUGUGCCAUAAUGAAACUUGCUCAAGAACCGUGUUACCAUGAAAUCAUCACUUCAGAACAAUUCCAGCUGUGUGCAUUAGUUAUCAAUGAUGAGUGCUACCAGGUGAGACAGAUUUUUGCCCAGAAGCUGCAUAAAGCACUUGUGAAGAUACAACUUCCACUGGAAUACAUGGCAAUCUUUGCCCUAUGUGCUAAAGACCCCGUGAAAGAGAGGAGAGCGCAUGCUAGGCAGUGCCUUUUGAAGAAUAUUGGUGUACGAAGGGAAUAUAUUAAACAGAAUCCUGUCCCUGAUGAAAAACUGGUAACAUUAAUACCCGAGUAUGUUGUCCCAUAUAUGAUUCAUCUGCUGACUCAUGACCCAGAUUUUACAAGACCACAGGAUCUUGAACAGCUUCGUGACAUAAAGGAAUGUUUGUGGUUCAUGCUCGAGGUGUUGAUGACAAAGAAUGAAGACAACAAUCAUGCCUUUAUGAGAAGGAUGGUGGAAUGCAUUAAACAAACCAAAGAUGCUCAGGCACCAGAUGACAUGAAGAUCAAUGAAAAACUAUAUACAGUGUGUGAUGUUGCACUUUGCGUCAUAAUGAGCAAAAGUACAGCAUGUAUUAUGGAUUCACCAAAAGAACCUGAGCUUCCAAUGAAGUUUUUCACGCCACCUGAUAAAGAUGUCAUUAAUGACAAAGCAUACAUUUCAGAUGAGACUCGAAUUUUGCUUUUGACAGGAAAGCCUAAACCUGCUGGUUUAUUAGGCACAGUAAACAAAAUAUCUACAGCUGGAAGGAGGCCGUACAACAGAAGUACCCCAAUAGACACUUUAAGCAGUGUCUCAAUGAAUGUCAGUAUGAACGUUAGUAUGAACUCUGAUCUCAUCUCCCAGUCAGGCAACAGAACAAGAGAGUUGUGUACACAGAUUCCAGGAAGUGAAACUUCUGAAAAUGAAGAGAACCCAGUAACAAUAAUCACAGUUACUCCUGUAAUGGUUGAUUCUGUCAAGAACCUCCAGGAGGUUAAUUCUGUGCACGCCAUGUCAAGAACAGACAGUGCUGAAAUAGAAAAGAAUAUACUAAUAAUAGAUACCGAAACAGGGGAUGUACAUAGCGUGCAACAAGAAAAUCGAAUUAAUGAAGCAUUAAUGCAUACUAUACCCAAGCCUAUCAACAUGGACCAGGAAAAUCUAGUUAAUGAAGCAUUAAUGCAUACUAUACCCAAGCCUAACAACAUGCAACAGGAAAAUCAACUGAAUGAAGCACUAAUGCAUACAAUACCAAGGCCUAACAACAUGCAACAAGAAAUUCAAGUGAAUGAAGCACUAAUGCGUACAAUACCAAGGCCUAACAACAUGCAACAAGAAAAUCAAGUGAAUGAAGCAUUAAUGCGUGCAAUACCCAAGGCUAACAACAUGCAACAAGAAAAUCAAGUUAAGGAAACUGUAAUGCAUACUGUACCCAAGCCUAAGAGGGGCCGUCCUCCAAAAUCAGAAUCUCAGGGGAAUACAAGAAAAAAUGAAGAUAAAAUAAAAAAGACAUCAGGUAGAGGGAAAAAAAGAACUGCAGUAACUCAAGGAGGUCCAGGAGGCCUUCAGGAAGUUAAUGUAAAAGUACCAAAACAGGAUGUAACAGAAUGCACUGUACCAUCAAAACAGAUAGCUGUACAAAGGUAAGAAGAAUUGCACAAUGAGAAGAGAAAAUGCCAUUCAAAAUGGACUGCAUUUGUGGCAAAUAAACAUAAUUUGAAAUACUUGUACAAAAACUGAGAUUACUUAUUAUGGCUCUUUUGCCCUAAACAGAAAGAGAAAAGUUUUGGUUUCCAUUUUAGAUAUUUAAAGUAAAUAUCUUCACAGUGGAACUGAAAAGCAGAAACUCUUAAAGGAGGCUAAAAGCAUCUGUACUUAAUAUUACCCAGAGACUUUUUAUGAAAAGUCAUUAAUUAAGCAAAUUGCUUAACAUGUGCACCCUGUACCUACAUGUAAUUUUACUAGUGCUAUUUUCCGUUAUAAUUUUCAUAUUGCGUUGUUUGCUAAAAGCUGUUUUAACUGUUACUGCAAGUUUUCACACUGAUAAGAGAAUUUUGCUAUAGAGCCAAAUACCCGAACUGUCUGUUACUCAAGCUGAAGAAUGACCUGCAAAGUGAUAAAUCUUCAAGGUGUAAGCGGCUGGAAAAAAUAACUGGAGGAUACAUUUCAGAAUAUUAUCUGUCGGGUUAGCGUUACUGUAAAGUUCUGCCCUUUUAGUAGUGAAAUCUAGCAAGCAGUUCUCGGCCUUCAGCAGUGAAAUACUGAGGGAGCAGCUUUGGAUUUUUUUUAUCAAAUUGGUAAAAGAUCCGGUAUACUUUUAUUAAUUAUUCCCUGUAAACAUGUCAUAUUUUAAAAUUUGACUUUGUUUUUCUUUCACUUUAGUGUAUCAUGUUUAAAAAUGUAAUUACUGAUGUGAUUAUUUUGACAGCAUCUUUUGAUAUGGUUUUAUUUCAGGUUUUCAGAUAUAUGCCUAGAUACCUAAGAGUCAGAUAUUUGGUUUUAUAAAACAUACCAUCUUGUUUUUAAUAAUAAUAAUGCAAAAAAUUCACUUUUUUAAAAGUAUUGGAUUUUGGCAGCUUUGUAAGAAAAGUCAGAAAUGUUUAGAAUUGUUCUGAAUUUUAAGCAUUGUGUUGACUGGACAAGUCUUUUUCCAUGUCUGUUUCCCUGUCAAGAUUCAUUUUAUGUUUAUUUUAGAGUAAUAAUAUUGCAUCUCCUUUACGUUCCUUGGCAUUGUUUAACAUAGGUAAUAGUGUACACUUUUAUGUACAUCAAAUCAUAUUUAAGUUUUUGAUGCAAUGAAAUAAAAUACUUUUAGGUGUCAUA
This is a messenger RNA of Protopterus annectens (West African lungfish), 5873 nucleotides long. It is a transcript of the gene PDS5A, whose product is annotated as PDS5 cohesin associated factor A. Gene Ontology annotation, biological process: DNA repair; mitotic sister chromatid cohesion. The record is from RefSeq and is a predicted model, not a curated record. Gene Ontology annotation, cellular component: nucleus; chromatin. The transcript is spliced from 33 exons. Bases 387 to 4697 code for a protein of 1436 amino acids. NCBI's taxonomy places the organism in Eukaryota, Metazoa, Chordata, Ceratodontiformes, Protopteridae.